This is a messenger RNA of Nicotiana tabacum (common tobacco), 1997 nucleotides long. The record is from RefSeq and is a predicted model, not a curated record. Lineage: Eukaryota; Viridiplantae; Streptophyta; Magnoliopsida; Solanales; Solanaceae.
UUUUUCUUUCAAUCUGCUUCAGUACUCACUCCCAAAGCUCAACAGAAUAAAAGAAAGGUAAAAAAAAAAAAGCAAAGAAAUUAAAGACAUGGCAAUCAAAGAGUUGUAGCCGCCCCAGCACGCCAAAAAAUUAUUUUUGUGACACCCAAUUACUAUAUAUAUCUUGAAAAACUUCCCUCAAUUUCCAGUCCAAACCCUACAAAUUGUCUGUUUCUUUUUACUGAGCCAAGGCACAAAGAAUGGCCUUGAUGUCUCAGGCAGGUUCUUCACAUUGCAUUUACUCUGAAAAGAUGAAAUGUAUAAGUGGACACAGCAGCAUCACGAGCAAUAUGGAGAUGCUCAAAAUGAAGGACAUAUGCUUUGGCAAUAUUUCUUCACGGAAUUCCUCAAAACCAAUGCAAGGGAUUUACUUGGACCGCGUUGGGGUGGAACGUAGGCGAGGACGCUUGGCAAUUGUUGCUGCAAGUCCUCCAACAGAGGAUGCCGUUGUUGCAGCAGAGCCAUUAACAAAAGAAGACCUUGUAGCUUAUCUUGCUUCUGGAUGCAAAUCCAAAGAAAAAUGGAGGAUAGGCACUGAACAUGAAAAGUUUGGUUUCGAGUUUGGAACUCUGCGACCCAUGAAGUAUGAACAAAUAGCUGAAUUACUAAAUGGUAUUGCCGAGCGAUUUGAUUGGGAAAAAGUAAUGGAGGGUGACAACAUUAUUGGCUUGAAACAGGGAAAGCAAAGCAUAUCACUGGAACCUGGUGGUCAGUUUGAGCUUAGUGGUGCACCACUUGAAACACUGCAUCAAACUUGUGCAGAGGUUAAUUCACAUCUUUACCAGGGGAGAUACGAGAUUAUGAGAAAUUACAUGCCCAAAGUUGGCUCACUUGGGCUAGAUAUGAUGUUUAGAACAUGCACUGUUCAGGUAAAUCUGGACUUCAGUUCUGAAGCUGACAUGAUCAGAAAGUUUCGUGCUGGUCUUGCCUUGCAGCCUAUUGCUACAGCUCUCUUUGCUAAUUCACCUUUCACUGAAGGAAAACCUAAUGGUUAUCUCAGCAUGAGAAGCCACAUUUGGACCGAUACAGAUAAUAACCGUGCCGGGAUGCUUCCCUUCGUCUUUGAUGACUCUUUUGGGUUUGAGCAGUAUGUGGAUUAUGCACUUGACGUCCCUAUGUAUUUUGUCUAUCGGAAGAAGAAGUAUAUUGAUUGUGCUGGAAUGUCUUUCCGGGACUUCAUGAAUGGAAAACUUUCCCCUAUUCCCGGCGACUACCCUACUCUUAAUGAUUGGGAGAAUCACCUCACAACAAUAUUUCCUGAGGUGAGACUCAAAAGAUAUCUGGAAAUGCGAGGUGCCGAUGGAGGACCUUGGAGAAGGUUGUGUGCAUUGCCUGCAUUCUGGGUGGGUAUACUCUACGAUGAGGUGUCUUUGCAAACCGUUUUGGAUAUGACGUCUGAUUGGACUGCAGAAGAAAGAGAGAUGUUGAGGAAUAAGGUGCCAACCAGCGGUUUGAAGACACCAUUUCGAGAUGGAUUGCUUAAGCAUGUUGCUCAAGAUGUUGUCAAGUUGGCAAAGGAAGGCUUGGAGAGAAGAGGCUAUAAGGAAACAGGAUUUUUGAACGAAGUAACCGAGGUAGUCAGAACAGGUGUAACACCAGCUGAGAAGCUCCUGGAAUUGUACCAUGGGAAGUGGGGACGAAGCGUGGAUCCAGUCUUUGAGGAGCUUCUCUACUGAAGUUAUUUGAGAGUGCAUUUCAAUCCAGUCAUUUCCUAUGUUGUAAAUGAUUUCUCAAUUUCUUUUUGAGAGUUAUAUCUGCGAAUUUUGUCUAUGAUGAGACAAAUAAUCUAGCUAGAUUAAGAUCUGUUACAUGUAUCAUAUGGCAUGAAACGUCAUAUGUAGCUCUCACCUUGGAUCUUAUCAAUCUGCUUCCAAAUAGCAUUUUUAUACACUGGGACAUACGUUUUUCCCAGAAGAGUAACAUAGCCAUGCAAAAUGAAAUAAAUGAACUUUGGCUGA